AGAUCCUCUACACUGUUAUUUAAAUAUAAUACAGAUCCUCUACACUGUUAUUUAAAUAUAAUACAGAUCCUCUACACUGUUAUACAAUUAAAAUACAGAAUCUCUACACUGUUAUUUAAAUAUAAUACAGAUCCUCUACACUGUUAUUUAAAUAUAAUACAGAUCAUCUACACUGUUAUUUAA
Lottia gigantea (owl limpet) is the source of this 183-nucleotide messenger RNA. RefSeq lists its product as hypothetical. Lineage: Eukaryota; Metazoa; Mollusca; Gastropoda; Lottiidae. The transcript has a single exon. The record is from RefSeq and is a predicted model, not a curated record. The annotation marks the transcript as partial.